Messenger RNA from Strongylocentrotus purpuratus (purple sea urchin), 1616 nucleotides. RefSeq names its product cyclin-dependent kinase 9. The coding region runs from base 77 to 1309 and encodes 410 amino acids. NCBI's taxonomy places the organism in Eukaryota, Metazoa, Echinodermata, Echinoidea, Camarodonta, Strongylocentrotidae. The transcript is spliced from 4 exons. Gene Ontology annotation, molecular function: cyclin-dependent protein serine/threonine kinase activity; ATP binding. Gene Ontology annotation, cellular component: nucleus. The record is from RefSeq and is a predicted model, not a curated record. Gene Ontology annotation, biological process: protein phosphorylation.
UGGAAAGCUUGAAAUCAAUAGCAGUUCCCAUUCGUUUAUUUUCACGUAAGGUUUACGUUACUUGGAGAAGAAAAAAAUGGCUGAAAGUAAGGGAGCAUCGUUUUCGGGAACUUCGGGGCCGCCUGUCCAAUCGUCGGCUAACCAAGGCUACAAGAUGGCAAUGGCUCCGUAUCAAAGAGAAUCCCCGGAAUUCAAAUAUUGUGAAGAAGUGUCUAAAUAUGACAAACUGGCGAAGAUAGGUCAGGGUACAUUUGGGGAGGUGUUUAAGGCAAAGCACAAAAAGAACAAGAACAUUGUGGCCUUAAAGAAGGUGCUAAUGGAGAAUGAGAAAGAGGGGUUUCCUAUCACAGCUCUUAGAGAGAUAAGAAUUCUACAGCUUCUUCGACAUGAAAACGUAGUUCCGCUCUAUGAGAUUUGCAGGACCAAAGCUACCGCAUAUAACCGGUACAAAGGAAGCAUUUAUCUAGUGUUUGAAUUCUGUGAGCAUGACCUGGCCGGGCUACUGAGCAACACCAACGUCAAGUUCUCUCUGGGAGAAAUCAAGUCCGUCAUCAAGCAGCUCCUGAAUGGGCUGUACUACAUACACAGCAACAAGGUACUACACAGGGACAUGAAAGCGGCUAAUAUUCUCAUCACGAAGGCCGGCGUGCUCAAGCUGGCCGACUUUGGGCUUGCCCGAGCAUUCAGUCUACCCAAGGGCGAUGCGCCGAACCGCUACACGAACCGGGUGGUGACGCUUUGGUACCGCCCACCCGAACUGUUGCUGGGCGAGCGUAACUACGGACCUGCGAUUGACCUGUGGGGGGCGGGCUGCAUCAUGGCGGAGAUGUGGACGAGAAGUCCCAUCAUGCAAGGCAACACGGAGCAACAUCAGCUGACGCUCAUCAGUCACCUGUGCGGUUCGAUCACGUCCGCCGUUUGGCCGGGACUCGAGAAGCUUGAACUCUCCAACACCCUGGAACUCCCGAAGGGUCACAAGCGAAAGGUCAAAGAUCGCCUGCGGAGCUACGUCAAGGACCAACAGGCCUUGGAUCUCAUCGACAAACUCCUGAAUAUUGAUCCCAAACGGAGGAUGGACGCGGCUAUCGCCUUGGAUCACGACUUCUUCUGGUCGGAUCCGAUGCCGUGUAGCUUGGAGAGGAUGCUCUCCACGCAUACCCAAUCUAUGUUUGAGUACCUGACCCCGCGGAGGCGACAGCAGCAUCCUGCCGCUGCCGCUGCCGCUAACCAUCGUAAUCCCCACCAUGCGAAUCCACCAAACAGACCAUCAACGGCUGCACCAGAUCAAAACUUUGACAGGGUCUUCUAAAACUACAGCACUGACAGAAAAGAGACUGUUUUAUAUUUAUUUAAUUUGCAAAAAUUAUUGAUCCUAAUCAUCAUCAUUCUUUACAUAAAAUGGAAAAGACUCUGCUUUUGAAUGUGAGAGCUUGUUUCUUCAUGUUUAUGCUUAUGUUUUUGUAUAUGUGACAUGUGGGAAGUGAUGUUUGUUCAAUCUGCUAUGUACAGUACAUGUACAGGUAUGUUCAUUUUUCUGUUGCAACCAUGCUUAAAGGUCGGGUGACAUCCAAAUAUAAGUCGAUUCCUGUUGAUGUGCAGGGCCGUUAUUCAAACAU